AUGUCUACAGAUCUUUGGAGUCGUCUUGAUGCCAUUAUCAUCCAAUGGAUAUACAUCACCAUCUCAAAUGACCUCCUCCAAACUAUUCUUAAACCCAAAUCCACUACUACACAAGCUUGGACUGCCCUUGAAAGUAGUUUUCAAGAUAAUAAAAAAGAACAGGCACUCUAUCUCGAACACAAACUGGUCACCAUCAAACUUGCAAUAUUCCCAAACUGUUCAGCAUACUGCCAAGCCCUCAAGAUGUUAUCUGAUCAACUUUCUAACGUGGGUUCACCGGUUUCAAAUCAAUGCCUUGUCUUGCAACUAAUUGUUGGCCUUACUGAGUCUUAUGAAGGAAUUGCCAUGAUGAUACAACAAACGAAACCUCUCCCGGAUUUCUAUGAGGCCCGUUCCCGCCUUAUUCUGGAAGAAACUAGAAAGGAUAAUAAUGCAGCCUAA
Molecule: messenger RNA, 441 nt
Organism: Lactuca sativa (garden lettuce)
Lineage: Eukaryota; Viridiplantae; Streptophyta; Magnoliopsida; Asterales; Asteraceae
Source: RefSeq, a predicted model, not a curated record